UGUAUUGUUGUUGUUUUCCCGCCAGCGCUAGCCAAAACAUAACAGAGGUAGUUUGUAAGUCGUAUUAAGUGUCGCAUAUAACUUCAAGCAUCAAAAACAUCUAUUUAAAUGAUCAAUUAAAUAAAAAUGAAGGCAAGAAUAAGCUAUUUCAAAUUUUUGCGUGAAUUAAGCUUUUAAAAGAGUUAUUAUAUUCGAUAGAUUAUCUUUAUUUCGAAUACAUUUGACCCUAUCAAAUUGACGCCUCUCAAAAAUUAAAUUAGGUGUAUCAAGGUUUAUGUAUAGAAUAAGUUUUCAGCCAUCUUACAGGGAAUAUUUACAGUUCGGUAUUUUACUUGUGGAAGAGCUGCUAGUAGUGACAUGUAGAUAAUCCUAAAAGCCUUCUUUCUUGUUCUUGAAAUGAUAAAAUACAUUUUUGUAUGAAAUAUUUUACUGUAGGUGUGGGAGCUAGCAAAUAAAACCAAAUGUUUUGGCGAUAUAAUUUGAUCACUGGGUCUUGCAUUGAAACACUGUUAGACAAGGAGAAUGUGACCCUGAAAGAAUUAAUGGAUGAGGAAGACAUUCUCCAGGAAUGUAAGGCACAAACAAAAAAGCUUAUAGAUUUCCUCAUUGAACCAGAAAUUUUGAAUAAAACGGUUUCACUGAUAUUAAAUGAACCAGAUCCAGAAGAAGAUGAAAGGCAACGCUAUAGGUAUGCGAAUCGAGCAUGUGAACUGUUAACUUUUGACAAUCCCCAAGUUUAUGAUGCAAUAGCUAGUGAUGAAGGCAUCUUGAAAAAGCUAUAUGACUUUUUAGAUACUGACGAAUCUUUAAAUCCUCUAUUGGCCAGUUUUUUCAGUAAGACUAUGGGUUUGUUGAUUAUGAAGAAAACUGAAGCAAUAUUCAAUUAUCUUAAAGAUACAGACUUUGUAAAUCUUAUGCUAAAGCAUUUGAACACUUCUGCAAUAAUGGAUCUAUUACUCCGUUUUAUAGCUAUAGAAAACAAUGACAUGAGGACUACAAUAAUUAAGUGGCUCAAUGAACAAAAACUCAUUCAGCAGCUUGUUAGCAGAAUUGAUCUUGAAUAUGAUGAAGAAUUUAACUGUAACGCCUCUCAUUCUCUUUGUGAUAUAAUAAAAAUGUCUAGGGAACACAUGUCACUGCUGCAAGAAAAAGCUGAUCCUAAUCCAUUAUUAGAAGCAAUUGAAUCAGUUGAAGUUAUUACUGAUCUUCUAAAUCAUAUGUUAAAAGAUACAAGAAAAGAACAUGCUGUUGUCAAUGGUAUUCCAGUUCUUUUGUCGUUGCUUUCUUUUAAGAAACAAGGGCAAUCUGGAAUUCAACAAAUACCAACCUCACUUGGUGAUCAGCCCCUACAAGCAGAUAAUGCACCAUCUUGCUUUUCAGUGACUUCUAAAAUGAGUGAAACAGAGCAAAUGACUGCUUUGGAUGCUGAGAGAUUAAGAUGUGGUAUAAAUGAUGUUUUAACUGCAAUAACUCCACGUUUAGAAGAUUUUCAUAGUUUACUUCUGAAACCUCCAGUUAAGCCUGCCAUAAAAUUAACUAUCGGUUGUUUAGACCCACCUCUUGGAAACUGUCGUUUAGAAAUCGCUCAUUUGAUCACUGCAUUACUUGGCACAAACAAUCAUUCUGUAAAUGUGAAAUUGACUGAACUUAAAACAAUCAUCGUUCUUAUGGACAUGUUUUUUAAUUAUCCUUGGAAUAACUUUUUGCAUUCACAAGUCGAACAAGCAAUAGGUAGGAUACUUAUUAAUGCCCCAACUGUUGAUAAGGAAAGUAAUAAAGUUCAUCCUCUGCUAGAUCAGUUAUUCCUGCAAUACAAAAUAACUGUGAAAGUUUUAGAGUGCUUCCAAGAUGAUAGUGAAAAGUGUUCUCCUGGAAAACAUAGGAAAGGUUACAUGGGUCAUGUCACUAAAAUUGCUAAUCAUAUUGCUCAAUGUUCAGAAAAUGGUGUAAAUAGUAAUUUGAUUAAAGAAAAAAUGAAAGAAUUACCAGAAGAUCAUCAAAAUAAGUGGGAAGAAUUUGUAUCAGAAAAGUUAGCUGAAAUAAAUAAGAAAAAUAGAAUUUAUGUUAUAUCUGGACCUUCAGUGCAAUCUGCUGCUUCUGAUGAAGAUUCUGUAGAUUUUAGAGAGGUUCCCUUUGGCAAAGAUUCAUCAGAACGUUUGGACUUUUCGGAUUAUCGUAUGCAUGAAAUUACUAGUAAUUUUGUUGACCAGUUUGGUUUCAAUGAUGAUGAAUUUGGUGACAGCGAAGAAAGUUUGAUUUAUGCUAAAAAUGCCCUGAAUCCCUUGUCUCAAAAUUUCCAAAUUAGUGAAGGAAAUAAUAUGGGCAGAAAUGAAGUGUUUGAAGAUCUAUGUCGUUCUAAAGUAACUCCUGAAUUUGAGGAUAUGUUUCGCUCUAAAAUUAAUCCAGAAAGUGAUGCUGAAAUAUGGACUGACCGAGAUCAAUAUAACUCUUCUUUUAGUUCAUGCUUUAGAAUCAAUAGGUCGGUUGAAGAAAAUAAUAGUAGUGAUUCUGAUGAAGAGUCACAAGUAUUUGAAGCUGAAAAUACUCCUCCUAUCCCUCUAGCACCUGAAGAAAUAAAAAUGGAGGUUGAUAAUCAUGACGCCAUUUUUGAUGGAGUUCCCAUGGAAGUAGCUCAAGCAGCAAUUUCAAAUCCAUGGGGAAGUUCUGAAGCAUGUUCUUCUUCCGAUGACCAAGGAAACUGGGCAGAUUUUAGUAAUUUUGCUUCAUUUGGCUCAUCAACCCCAGCCUCCGAAGAUUCUGAUGGUGUAAGCUCGACUGUUACGGUUGCAAUGGAAACUUCAGACCCAAGCAGUGUUAAGUUUUUUACAACUACCAGUGAAAUAUCUGAAGCCAAGGCUGAAACCAGUGUGUCCAGUGAAAUUAUUAGUUUUAGUAAAUUUACGGAAGAAAAAAAGACAGAAAUCUUACCAGAUUCCACUAGUGAUUUACAAGCAAAUUCUGAAAGUGUACAGUCUCCAAAAACUGUUUCUGAAGGGGAAGCAGAUUCAAAUGUCAUUAAUCCUAGCAGUGAUGAAAGGGAAAAAGAUUCAGGAAGUCUCUUUGGAGAAGCAAGUUCUUCUAGUACUGCUCAGAAUGGCCCAGUGUGAAAAUAUAUAGGAGUAGUUUCCAAAAAAAAAAUAUUGUUUUUUGUAACAAGACAGUGAUUAUGCUUAGCCUCCAUAAAAUAAAAUGUUAUUGUUGUGAAUGUUUGAAAUUUCAUUCUUUGUCUGCAUUAAAUAAAUAUUUUGCAAUUGAGGUAUAAUAACACAUGCAGAUUUGUAUAUGCCAAGCAUCUUUUUUAAAUAUUGAAGUUCAACUUUUAGAAUUUAAAUGAAUUUAAUAUUACUGAUAAAUUAAUGUACAAUGUUUUCCUAAAUUAUUUUUAAAUAAUUAAGGCAAUAAUUUGUAAUUUAUUCUUAAAAACUUGGGUAAAAUUCUUCAUUGAAAUUAAAACAUCAGGGCUGGUCUCUGAGUAUUAUUUUUGUUGUUUUAUUAAAUUUAAUUUUGAUUCCAGUAGAUGUGUUUUUAGUUUAUGUUACCUUUGUAUUAUAACAUUUUUCUUGUUCAAUUUUGCUUGUAUCAUGAGUCGUAUUUAUUGCAUUGCUAUGACAACUUAAAAACUGUGUUACUGAAGAUUGUUGUAUACUCAAAACAAUGCACAUUUCGCCAUUUCUCAAAUUUUAGUCAUCUUCAAUUAUGGACACGAACAUCAGUUAUCUAAAGCAUGAUUUAACAAGCAUCUAGAAAAUUGACCUACCUUUAUUCAAUGUUUUCUCAAAUAGCUGUCAAAACAAAAUAUGCAUAAUAUCAAAUAUUAAGUUAGAUUCAUAAAUUAUUUGCUUUAAAUAACUGAAGUUCUGAAGAUGUAUUGAAAUUAUUUGUAGAGCCACCUUUGAAUAUGGCUUCCACUCAUUGUUUUAUGUAUGUUAUUUUAUUUACCUACCGACUUAAAAGAAUUGAAUGGAAAUACCUUUAAACCCAUGGCGCUUUCAUAAAUAAAUAAGUUUGGGGAGAAACAACAUGUUUUUCCCAAAUCUCUGUUUAUGUAUCUAAUAACAUGAAGAAAACUGAUUUGGUGUAUGGAAAAAAAUAUAUGCCAAAAUGCUACUUUUACUCCUGAAGCUGUCAUAGGGUUAAUUAUGUUAUUUCUAUAAUUUAUUAUAUUUCCUUGCUUAUUGAGACUGUGAAAGUUGUAUUGUGAAUUUGAAUUGUCAGAUUUCAUAAGAGAGCUACUGUUAACAAUUAUUAGUUGUUAAUUUUUAUAUUUAUGAAAAUUUACGAUUUUAAAAUGCUGUUGAUUUGUAAGAGUAGUCUUUUGUAAUUAUUUCAUUUGUGUAUAUUACUAAUGACAGGAAUUUAUGACUUAACUAUCUGAGAAAGUGUAAAAAAAUGUGUUUCUAUUUCGUUUUGUAACUUAUGUUGCCUUGACUUAUUUUUUCUCUGAUGUUUCAUUAAUGUAACAGUUAUUUUAAUUUACACAUAAAAAAUAUGGUAUUUUAUACUUUAAUUUCAUUGUUUGGAUCUUUCAUUAAUAGUAUUGUCUCUAUCCAUAUAUUAUAUCACUGUAGGUGUUGACUUUAAGAUAAACUUCUGGAUGACAAUAAUUCUUAAAGCUAAUAAAAUAGAUAAAUAUAUUAAAUCACAAACAAAAAAUGUAAGUGCACUAGAUAAGAAAUUAUGAAAUGCUUUGGUAUUCGUUCUAUUUAUUGCAAUCAAAAGACUAUUUUUGUUAUAAAAAAAUAAUAAACAAAUAAAAUUGUGUACAAGACUAAAA
Molecule: messenger RNA, 4774 nt
Organism: Parasteatoda tepidariorum (common house spider)
Lineage: Eukaryota; Metazoa; Arthropoda; Arachnida; Araneae; Theridiidae
Gene: fmt
Product: phosphatase 6 regulatory subunit 1-like protein fmt
Cellular component (GO): cytosol; nucleus
Molecular function (GO): protein phosphatase regulator activity; protein phosphatase binding
Source: RefSeq, a predicted model, not a curated record